AAUGAAAAAAUGGGGUAAAACUAUUGCAGACAGCAAUAAUCAAUUCAAUUACAUUACAUAGCUGCCUGCAAGCACCAACCUCCUUCUACUCUCUUCUCCUCUUUUUCUCUCUCGCGCCCAAUUCACCUUCACCGAUUCACUCUCUCUCUCCCCACCUCCUCCCUAAUUUCCGUCAAAUCCUUGAUCGGAACAGACGAUCGGAAGCGAACGCCACUCCGUGCCGGAGUCUUCUAGAAGGUGGAUUGGACUUCCAUAAUUUCAAUGAAUAUUUGUUAGCUUCUUCGAAAAUAACUUGAUGGAAGACAAGGAAGAACCAAAAGAGAUAAAGAUAUCUGGUAAUGAAUUAGAUACUGAUGAAAUAAUACAGAGUGGUGUAAAACAAUUUGUUGAGAGUCCUCAUCAGGAAAAUGUAAAUUCUAGCAGCAGUUUUGGGGUUGAACUUAUAGAUGAAAAGGAAAACUUGCAAGAACAAGGUAUUGAUUCUGUAACUACAGUAAUGGAUGAGGACCAGUUUGAGCCAGUAUCUUUGACAGAUCAAGACAAGAAUGAUGAGUAUGAGGAUUCAAACCGGUCAUCUGGUUCUGAUAAUAAACAGCAAUUGUUUGGUGGAAAUGCAGAGGAUUUUCGAUAUUCAUUUGGGUCAAACUCAAUACAGAAUGAUUCUUCCCCAGUUUCUGACACACAUCAUGAUAAUCUUUCUUACAGCCCUGGUUCAGAAGGACAUUUUGGUCAUACACCCAAGCAUUUUUCCUCAUCAAUUAGUUUUGGUUCCAGUGGAUAUUCCACUGUUAAUUCUCCACCUAAGCCAAGGAAUAAACAUGAAAAGCCAAAUGUGUCUCCAGAAUUGCUGCACUUAGUUGAUUCUGCUAUUAUGGGGAAACCUGAAGGUAUGGACAAGCUAAAGAAUAUUGCAAGUGGUGUAGAAAUUUUUGAGAGUGGUGAAGAAAUGGAUAGUGUGCCCUUCUUAAUUGUAGAUUCACUUCUUGCAACAAUGGGUGGUGUUGAAAGUUUUGAAGAGGAUGAAGAUAAUAAUCCUCCUAGUGUGAUGCUGAAUUCCCGGGCUGCCAUCGUGGCAGGUGAACUUAUUCCUUGGCUUUCUUAUGCAGGUGAUACUGAUGAUGUGAUGUCACCUAGGACACGGAUGGUUAGGGGACUACUUGUGAUAUUAAGGGCUUGCACUAGAAAUCGAGCAAUGUGCUCAACAGCUGGCCUGUUAGGAGUAUUGUUGAGAACAGCAGAAAAAAUUUUCACAGUGGAUGUUGGCUUAAAUGGGCAAAUUAGGUGGGAUGGAACUCCUUUGUGCCACUGCAUACAAUAUUUAGCAGGCCAUUCUCUCAGCGUGAGUGAUCUUUAUAGAUGGUUUCAAGUCAUUACAAAAACACUUACCACAAUUUGGGCUCCACAGUUAACACUAGCAUUGGAGAAAGCCAUAAGUGGAAAGGAGUCAAUGGGACCAGCUUGCACCUUUGAGUUUGAUGGUGAAAGUUCUGGUUUGCUUGGGCCAGGUGAGAGCCGUUGGCCAUUUAUCAAUGGAUAUGCUUUUGCAACAUGGAUCUACAUUGAAUCAUUUGCUGACACAUUAAAUACAGCUACAGUUGCUGCUGCAAUUGCUGCAGCUGCAGCAGCUAGGUCGGGUAAAUCGUCAGCUAUGUCAGCUGCUGCUGCAGCUAGUGCACUUGCUGGUGAAGGUACAGCACACAUGCCGCGACUUUUCAGUUUUUUAUCUGGUGAUAAUCAGGGUAUAGAGGCUUAUUUCCAUGCUCAAUUUUUGGUUGUUGAAACUGCUAGUGGAAAGGGAAAGAAAUCUUCAUUGCAUUUUACAUAUGCUUUCAAACCGCAAUGUUGGUACUUCAUUGGUCUUGAACAUGUAGGCAAGCAUGGAAUUCUUGGGAAAGCAGAAAGGGAAGUCAGGUUAUAUGUAGAUGGAUCUUUAUAUGAAAGUCGUCCUUUUGAGUUCCCUCGAAUUUCAAAACCUCUCGCAUUUUGCUGCAUAGGAACUAACCCUCCUCCUACUAUGGCUGGUUUGCAACGCCGUCGUCGUCAAUGCCCUCUGUUUGCUGAGAUGGGUCCUGUUUACAUCUUCAAGGAACCAAUUGGCCCAGAAAGAAUGGCAUGCCUGGCUUCUAGAGGAGGGGAUAUAGUGCCUUCUUUUGGUAAUGCUGCUGGGCUACCGUGGCUAGCAACAAACGCCUAUGCGCAGAGUAAGGCAGAGGAAAGUGUGCUUUUGGAUGCAGAAAUUGGAGGUUGCCUUCACCUGCUCUAUCAUCCUAGUUUGCUUAGUGGACGUUUCUGUCCAGAUGCUUCACCUUCUGGUGCUUCAGGAAUGCAUCGACGUCCAGCUGAGGUUCUUGGGCAAGUCCAUGUUGCUGCACGAAUGCGACCUGUGGAUGCUUUGUGGGCAUUGGCCUAUGGUGGUCCCUUGUCUUUACUUCCCUUGACAAUAAGCAAUGUACAUGAGGGUACACUGGAACCUCAGCAAGAGAAUUUACCUUUGUCUUCGGCCACUGUUUCUCUUGCUGCCCCAAUAUUUAGAAUUAUAUCCACAGCUAUUCAACAUCCAGGGAACAAUGAAGAGCUGGCUCGUGGCAGAGGGCCAGAGGUUCUAUCAAAGAUUUUGAAUUAUCUUCUCCAAACUCUAUCUUUGCUUGAUGUUAGAAAGCAUGAUGGUGUAAGAGAUGAGGAACUUGUUGCUGCUGUUGUAUCCCUUUGUCAAUCUCAGAAGAUCAACCAUGCACUUAAAGUGCAACUCUUCACUACACUGCUGUUAGAUUUACAAAUUUGGAGUUUGUGUAGUUAUGGCAUACAAAAGAAGCUUUUAUCAUCACUUGCAGAUAUGGUUUUCACCGAGUCAAUGGUAAUGCGAGAUGCUAAUGCCAUUCAGAUGCUUCUUGAUGGCUGCAGAAGAUGUUAUUGGACUGUUCCUGAAAUUGGUUCGUUGAAUACUGUUUCUCUAACUGGGGCUACACGUCCAGUAGGUGAAAUCAAUGCUUUGGUUGAUGAGCUCUUGGUGGUAGUUGAACUUCUCAUAGUGGCAGCACCUCCUUCAUUGGCCUCAAAUGAUGUCCGAUGUUUACUUGGAUUCAUGGUUGACUGUCCACAACCUAAUCAGGUUGCUAGGGUGUUGCAUCUUUUCUACAGGUUGGUUGUCCAGCCAAAUACAUCUAGAGCUCACACAUUUGCGGAAGAAUUCCUAGCAUGUGGUGGCAUAGAAACUCUUCUUGUUCUGCUCCAGAGGGAAGCUAAAGCUGGAGAUAGUUGUGUUCUGGAAUCAUUGUCAAUGAAUCCUGAACCUCAAAAAUCUGAGAUUGAUAGUGGUAAUGAAAUGACAAAAGGAAGUCAGGAGGAUGAUGGGUCAAAGGACAAAAGUGAAGCCAUCAUACAAGACAAUGACCAAGGUUUUCUAUCUGUUGAUAGUGGUAGUAGCCCUGAUCCUAGUUCUCCUGAUGUUAACAGUGACAGGAUAUUUGCCUCUGAAAUUCCUUCUGCCAAGAAUUUGGGAGGCAUAAGUCUAUCCAUUAGUGCAGACAGUGCUAGAAAAAAUGUUUACAAUGUUGAUAAAAGUGAUGGCAUUGUUGUUGGGAUCAUAGGUCUCUUAGGUGCUUUAGUAGCUUCAGGACAUCUGAGAUUUGGUUCCCGUGCUGGUCCUGAUACAACAAGCAACCUUUUGGGUGUUGGACUCCAUGACAAAGGUGGUACUAUGUUUGAAGACAAGGUUUCUCUUCUACUUUAUGCUUUACAGAAGGCUUUUCAAGCAGCACCCAACAGGCUAAUGACUAACAAUGUUUACACAGCUUUGUUGGCUGCCUCGAUCAAUGCCUCUUCUGCAGAGGAUGGGCUAAACUUUUAUGAUUCUGGUCAUCGCUUUGAGCAUUCACAACUUUUAUUGGUGCUUUUGCGUUCCCUUCCAUUUGCACCUAGGCCACUACAGAGCAGAGCACUGCAGGAUCUUCUAUUUCUGGCUUGCAGUCAUCCUGAAAAUAGAAGCAGUCUGACAAGCAUGGAGGAAUGGCCUGAGUGGAUUCUGGAAGUCCUGAUCUCUAACUAUGAGGUGGGUUCAAGUAAAUUAUCCGAUUCAACAACCAUUGGAGACAUAGAAGACCUUAUUCAUAAUUUCCUUAGUAUCAUGCUAGAGCAUUCAAUGCGCCAAAAGGAUGGAUGGAAGGAUAUUGAAGCGACUAUUCAUUGUGCAGAGUGGCUUUCUAUUGUUGGUGGAUCUAGCACAAGAGAGCAGCGACUAAGACGUGAAGAAUCGUUACCUAUUUUUAAGAGGAGACUCUUAGGAGGCUUGCUGGAUUUUGCUGCUAGAGAAUUGCAGGUUCAGACUCAAAUUAUUGCUGCGGCUGCUGCUGGUGUUGCAGCUGAGGGUUUGUCACCAAAAGAUUCUAAGGCUGAAGCUGAGAAUGCUGCCCAGUUGUCUGUGGCUUUAGUAGAGAAUGCCAUUGUGAUUCUUAUGCUUGUUGAAGAUCAUUUACGACUACAGAACAAACAAUCCUCUUCUGCGCGUGCUCCAAACAGUUCGCCAUCUCCGCUUUCUGUUGUGUAUGCAACCAAUAAUCACUCAAAUCCAUUGUCGACAAUUGAUGAAUCAACAGAAGUUGUGGAUGAUCGCAGAUCACUAGAUAGUGACUCCGGGGGAGUCCCUCUAAAUGUCCUUUCUUCAAUGGCUGAUGGAAGUGGUCAGAUCCCUACUUCAGUGAUGGAAAGGCUUGCUGCAGCAGCAGCAGCUGAGCCUUACGAAUCUGUUUCUUGUGCUUUUGUGUCAUAUGGGUCCUGUGCUAAGGAUUUAGCUGAUGGCUGGAAAUAUAGGAGCCGUUUGUGGUAUGGUGUCAGCCUUUCUCCAAGUCAAGCUCCAUUUGGUGGUGGUGGGAGUGGAUGGGAUUUUUGGAAGUCUGCUCUUGAGAAAGAUGCCAAUGGAAACUGGAUUGAGCUUCCUUUGGUGAAGAAGUCGGUGGCAAUGCUCCAAGCAUUAUUGCUAGAUGAGUCUGGGCUUGGUGGUGGCCUUGGUAUAGGUGGAGGGUCAGGUACAGGAAUGGGAGGGAUGGCUGCUCUGUACCAGCUAUUAGACAGUGACCAGCCAUUCUUGUGCAUGCUUCGAAUGGUUCUUCUAUCGAUGAGAGAAGAUGAUGAUGGCGAAGAUCAUAUGCUGAUGAGAAAUACAAGUUUUGAGGAUGCAGUGUCUGAAGGAAGAAAACCACGGUCAGCACUUUUGUGGAGUGUUCUCUCACCUGUUCUCAACAUGCCAAUUUCUGAUUCUAAGAGGCAAAGAGUUUUGGUAGCAUGUUGCGUGCUUUAUUCCGAGGUAUACCAUGCUGUUAGCAGAGAUCAAAAACCUCUUCGUAAACAGUACCUUGAAGCUAUUUUACCACCAUUUGUUGCUGUAUUAAGGAGGUGGCGUCCCCUUUUGGCUGGCAUUCAUGAGCUUGCUACUGCUGAUGGUUCAAAUCCUCUUAUUGCAGAUGAUCGUGCAUUAGCUGCUGAUUCCUUGCCAAUUGAGGCCGCCCUUGCUAUGAUAUCUCCAGCCUGGGCUGCUGCUUUUGCAUCUCCACCUGCUUCAAUGGCAUUGGCUAUGGUCGCAGCUGGUACUUCAGGUGGUGAAAACCGUGCUCCUGCAACAACUUCCCAUCUUAGGCGUGAUACUUCAUUGAUGGAACGAAAACAGACUAAACUCACUACGUUUUCAAGCUUUCAAAAACCUUCAGAAGUCCCUAAUAAAACAUCACCCCUUCCAAAGGACAAAGCUUCUGCAAAAGCUGCUGCUUUGGCAGCUGCUCGUGAUCUUGAGAGAUUUGCAAAAAUUGGUUCUGGAAGAGGUCUUAGUGCUGUUGCAAUGGCCACAUCUGCACAGCGGAGGAAUGCUAGUGAUAUGGAGCGGGUUAAGAGAUGGAAUAUUUCUGAAGCAAUGGGAGUUGCCUGGAUGGAAUGUUUGCACCCCGUUGAUACAAAGGCGGUAUAUGGGAAAGACUUUAAUGCCUUUUCUUAUAAAUAUAUCGCUGUUCUUGUUGCCAGUUUUGCCCUAGCAAGGAAUAUGCAACGGUCUGAGAUUGACAGGCGUGCUUAUGUAGAUGUAAUUGCUCGGCAUCGAAUCAGUACUGGAGUCCGUGCAUGGCGCAAACUUAUUCACCAGUUAAUAGAAAUGAGAAGUCUUUUUGGGCCUUUUGCAGAUCAUUUAUACAGUUCACCUUGUGUUUUCUGGAAGCUAGAUUUAAUGGAAAGUUCUUCAAGGAUGAGAAGAUGUUUGAGGAGGAAUUACCAUGGCUCUGACCAUUUAGGUUCUGCAGCCAAUUAUGAGGACUAUUCUGGGGAGAAAAAUGACCAGCGCACUCCAAUUUUGUCGGCAGAAGCAAUCUCAUUGGAGACGGCCAAUGAAGAUGAAGAACAGGUGGAAAUUGAGAAUUUGAAUGCUAGGGUCAGUGAUGUUGAUGAUAAAGGAGACAAUCAGACUAGACUGUCUGAAACAGCUGAUCGAUCUGUUCAGGAAGCUUUAGAAUCCGGUGCUACUCAACAUGCAAGUGAUGAUGACCUUGUCGAGAGUUCUUCAGCCAUUGCACCUGGGUAUGUACCCAGUGAACUUGAUGAAAGAAUUGUUCUUGAGCUACCGUCAUCAAUGGUCCGACCACUUAAGGUCAUACGGGGAACCUUUCAAGUAACCAAUAGGAGGAUAAAUUUUAUAGUUGAUAACAGUGAGACCAGUACCACAAUGGAUGGUUCCGAUUCCAGUGUUGAGACAGGGAAACAAGAAAAAGAUCGCAGCUGGCUAAUGUCAUCUCUUCAUCAAAUUUAUAGUCGGAGAUACCUCCUUAGAAGAAGUGCUCUGGAGUUAUUUAUGGUGGACCGUUCAAACUUCUUCUUUGAUUUUGGGAAUGGCGAAGGGCGAAGAAAUGCAUAUCGCGCAAUUGUUCAAGCACGACCACCCCAUUUAAACAAUAUAUAUUUGGCUACUCAGAGGCCUGAACAACUUUUGAAGAGAAUUCAACUCAUGGAACGCUGGGCUAGGUGGGAGAUCAGCAAUUUUGAAUAUCUAAUGCAACUCAAUACACUGGCUGGGCGUAGUUAUAAUGAUAUUACCCAGUAUCCGGUUUUCCCCUGGAUUCUUUCUGAUUACAGUUCAGAGAGCUUGGAUCUUUCUAAUCCUUCUUCAUAUCGAGACCUUUCAAAGCCUGUUGGUGCACUCAACCCUGAUCGUCUGAAUAGAUUUCAAGAGAGAUAUGCUAGCUUUGAUGAUCCAGUCAUCCCCAAAUUCCAUUAUGGAUCACACUACUCAAGUGCUGGAACAGUUUUGUAUUAUCUUGUUAGGGUCGAACCGUUCACUACCCUUGCAAUCCAACUGCAAGGUGGAAAAUUUGACCAUGCAGAUCGAAUGUUUUCUGAUAUUUCUGCUACUUGGAAUGGAGUUCUUGAGGACAUGAGUGAUGUAAAGGAAUUGGUUCCUGAGCUAUUUUACCUACCUGAGGUCCUCACAAAUGAAAAUUCAAUUGAUUUUGGUACAACACAAAUGGGAGGAAAGCUUGAUACUGUAAAACUUCCUGCUUGGGCUGAAAAUCCUGUUGAUUUUAUUCAUAAGCACCGGAAGGCUCUAGAGAGCGAGUACGUAUCUGCUCAUUUGCAUGAGUGGAUUGACCUCAUAUUUGGGUAUAAGCAACGAGGCAAGGAAGCUGUUACAGCAAAUAAUGUUUUCUUUUAUACUACCUAUGAAGGGACAGUGGAUCUUGAUAAAAUCUCUGACCCAGUACAACAGCGUGCCAUACAAGAUCAGAUUGCUUAUUUUGGACAAACACCAUCCCAACUUCUGACUGUUCCUCACUUGAAGAAAAUGCCAUUAGCAGAAGUUCUGCAUUUGCAGACAAUAUUCCGCAACCCAAAAGAAGUCAAACCAUAUGCUGUUCCAUUCCCAGAACGCUGCAAUCUUCCUGCAGCUGCCAUUCAUGCAUCUUCAGAUACGGUUGUGGUUGUUGAUACAAAUGCACCAGCAGCUCAUGUAGCACAACACAAGUGGCAACCCAAUACACCUGAUGGGCAGGGUACUCCUUUCCUCUUUCAACAUAGAAAAGCUAUAUUAGCCUCUGCUGGUGGUACAAUUAUGCGCAUGUUCAAAGCACCGGCUGCAUCUGGUGGGGAGUGGCAAUUCCCCCAAGCAGUAGCAUUUGCUGUCUCUGGAAUUAGAAGCCAAGCUAUUGUUUCUAUAACAAGCAACAAAGAAGUUAUUACUGGUGGGCAUGCUGAUAAUAGCAUUAGGCUAAUAUCCUCAGAUGGAGCUAAAACAUUAGAAACAGCUUAUGGGCACUGUGCUCCUGUAACUUGCCUCGGUCUUUCACCUGAUAGUAACUACCUAGUUACAGGAUCCCGAGACACAACAGUAUUACUCUGGAGAAUACAUAGGGCACUUUCAUCUCACUCAAGUGUCGUAUCAGAACAUUCCACUGGGACAGGCACAUCGUCUUCAACCAGUAAUAGUUCAUUGCACUUAAUAGAAAAAGACCGGAGACGUCGAAUCGAGGGUCCUAUACAGGUACUUCGGGGGCACCACAGUGAAAUACUCAGUUGUUGUGUUAACUCAGAUCUUGGGAUAGUUGUUUCCUGCUCCCAUUCAUCAGAUGUUCUCUUGCACUCUAUAAGAAGGGGACGUUUAAUUAGAAGGCUCGAUGGUGUGGAGGCCCAUACUGUUUGCCUUUCCUCUGAAGGGGUUGUAAUGACCUGGAAUGAAUCACAGCAUACUUUCAGUACUUUUACACUCAAUGGUACUCCGAUUGCAAGUGCACAAUUAUCUUUCUUUUGCAGUAUUGGUUGCAUGGAAAUUUCUGUUGAUGGGACAAGUGCUUUGAUUGGCAUUAAUUCCCUUGAAAAUGGUAGAGCCUAUAAUAGCAGUCCGGAUUCACAGUCGAAUAAGUCAGGUGUUGUUGAUUUUGAUUCAGAAUCAGAAGAAACUUUUGAUAACUCCCGAAUAGAUGUACCAUCACCAUCAAUUUGCUUCCUGGAUAUGCACACUCUGGAGGUAUUUCAUGUGUUGAAGCUGGGUGAAGGGCAAGAUAUCACAGCUCUGGCUCUAAACAAGGAUAACACAAAUCUUUUGGUUUCAACUUUGGAUAAACAAUUGAUAAUCUUCACUGACCCAGCUUUAAGCUUGAAAGUGGUCGAUCAAAUGCUCAAGCUUGGCUGGGAAGGUGAUGGGCUUCAGCCUCUCAUAAAAUCAUAGCUUUUAGGGUAUACAUUAAUGGGUUACAGAUCUUCUACACAUAAUGAGUUAGGAAAAUUAGGUAGAGGUUAUGACACAUGUUUGUAAGCAUUUUGGUUGCGCCCCAAUGGUUUAGAAAUAUCUUGUGGCAUAUGUAACAUUCUAUUGUUACCACUAGAGUUAGAUUCCUUAGAUUUAGCAGAGGGUUCUUUGCUCCUCCGGUUGUGCUAUAGUGUUGAUAUUGGACAGGCUUCUGAGUUGCGACUGAGGUUUGAGCCAUUUUUGUCCCACCAUUUUUUUAUUAUAGAGAAUGAAAAUCUAAUAGCUAUUCUUUCUUGUAAUGCUGCUUGCUGCUUUUCAGACGUUGCGAUUGAUUAGAUUCUGAGCUUUGAGUCGUCAAUAUUUGUUAAUAUAUUAACCAAGUUUCAAUUGUUA
Glycine soja is the source of this 9604-nucleotide messenger RNA. RefSeq names its product BEACH domain-containing protein C2-like. Bases 296 to 9190 code for a protein of 2964 amino acids. The record is from RefSeq and is a predicted model, not a curated record. The transcript has 32 exons. Lineage: Eukaryota; Viridiplantae; Streptophyta; Magnoliopsida; Fabales; Fabaceae. Gene Ontology annotation, molecular function: protein binding.